GGCGCUGAGUCAGACUCAUAUGGGGAACACGUAAAUAGUUAAUAAGACCGCAUUGAACCGCGAGUCACCUCCCGCUACACAAGUACAACGUAAGAAAACCGGGACUAUGCAGUCCUGGAAAAGUCAUAAACUUGCUUAUGUUCGUUCAACAAGACUCCACUACCAAACUGAGCUGGCCUCCAUAUCCUUACGUACAGUACAGGUACCUUGAACCGAGUCUGACGCAUACUGUAGCGGGAGUCUACAGAGGUGUCAGUAUCAUUGGAACUUUUUAAAGUUGAGACCAAGGGGAAGUUGGGAUGCAGGCCAAGAGGGCGGGCGCUUCCCCGGCUGGCUGGCAGCCACGCUACUAGUACUUAGUAGUCAUGGUCCGUGCCCUCUCGUUCGCGAAGCGGACCCCGCUGCUGCAUCUCCGCAACCGCGGCAGGAGUUCCGAAAUGAUGCCAUCAGCCUUGUCCAACCUAAAUCGAACCUCUACAGAGCCGAGUGUUACUGGCACCGCUCUGCAUACGUGUGCUCCACCGCGUCGGACGGACGAGCUCGAGGACUCGAGAACCCGAGUGCGCGGACGAAGUUUGAAGAGCUAGUCAGGAUCUAAAGCUCCGUCGUCAUGGACAUUGCAUACGACCACAUCCAGGAAUCGAACUUCCCAGAGGAGCACAGCGACUCGCCGUCAGCGGACAAGAAGCCGGCCGCGCAAACAAGCUUAAAUGCCGACUUGCAAGAUGCGUAUCGAGCCUUUUCCUCCAGCCCUUGGGGCGCCCGGAUUGGGGGCUUCCUCGGGACUGUCGUGAAGCAGGGUGAAUCCGUCUACCGCGGAGCGCAGCAGGAGCUUUCCGCCGUCGGCCAGGAUGCCACGCGCGGCCUCACCGAUCUGCGCCAAUCAAUCAUCAACCACACGCGAAACUUGUCCCUGAACACAUCCCCAUUCGCCGCAGGGUCGUCGGCGGACCAAGCGUCCAGGGAAACAGGUGACAACAACGAGACGACGCCGACCACAGCGAGCAGGAAUAUCUCCUCGGAGGACGCGCUCAAGGAGUCGGAGACGGUGCUCUCCCGGCUGCGCGGGGAAGCAGCGAAGCGGCUGAAGGACCUGCAGAGGGCCGAGGACGCCGCAGACGAGGCGCUGCUCAGGUUCGGGUCCAACCUGCGAGACUUCUUCCGCGACGCCAUCACGAUUGCGCCUCCGGCCGGCGACGAGGCGGACAACCAGGGCAGCACGGUGCUGUUUGAGAGCAAGGAUGCGCACGGCAAGAGGGUCAUCCACACGUCGCGCUUCGACGCGCAGCUGCACGUCAUCCACACCUCUCCCGAGCGCUUCACCAAGGACGGCACCGGAGCCGAGUUCGAGGCUUGGGCGAAGGAUUUUGACGUUGACAAGAAGACGGCGGAUAUCAGCAGCGAUCUAGAAAAGUAUCUUGAAUUGAGGGCGACAAUGGAGAAACUUGUGCCCGACAAGGUUCCAUAUGCGGAUUUCUGGAGGCGGUACUACUUCUUCAGACACGGCAUUGAGACAGCCGAGGCGCGGAGGAAAGAUCUGCUCAAGGCUGCUGCGGCCGAAGAAGAGGUUGGCUGGGACGAGGACUCGGACGACGAGACUGAGGAUGGCUCAAGUGAUGCUUCUGCGGCACCAAACCGGCCUCGCUCGACAGGAUCGUCAGGCACCAUCCAGCCGCCAGCCCCAGCUCCAGACCAGGGCCUUUUGAAACCGUCCGAGCCCCGGAAGUCCAACGAUGAGAAGUCGCAGGCGGGCAGUGAUGCCAGCUACGACGUUGUGGGAGCCACGUCUGGUGUUCCCAGCCAGGCGCCCAGCAGCCCGAAGGAGGCGCGCAAGGUCGACGACGACAGCGACGAGGAGGAUUGGGAGUGAAGUGCUGUGUCUCCGGCGUUCGGAAAUAAGGAGACGGAGGAGGCGUGGUUCUCUUUUUUUUUCCCAGGCUGGUCUGCCGGAGUUGGAUCGGCUCUUCUUUUCUUCCUUGGUCAUUCAACCUUCUCAGAGGACCUGGGUUCUCGUACCGUACAUAGGUAGUCAACUACCCAAUAUGCCGGCCCGCUCGAAUCACAACCACGGCUCUGCGCAACCCCCUUAUGCCGCUCUGAACAUCCCCGCUUCAACCCCCCCCC
Messenger RNA from Thermothelomyces thermophilus ATCC 42464, 2124 nucleotides. RefSeq lists its product as uncharacterized. Gene Ontology annotation, cellular component: cytoplasm. The coding region runs from base 611 to 1870 and encodes 419 amino acids. The record is from RefSeq and is a predicted model, not a curated record. The transcript is spliced from 3 exons. NCBI's taxonomy places the organism in Eukaryota, Fungi, Ascomycota, Sordariomycetes, Sordariales, Chaetomiaceae.